AUGGAUUUUGAUGCAAAAAAGUUGGAAGAAGCCGCAAAACAAAAUAUCCGGUUUGUUGAAAAAAACACCAAAUGAAAGAAAAGGAUAUUUAUGGGAUUGAUUUUCAGAUAUGCGAGAUGGCAACGAGAAGAAAAGGAGGCGAAGAAUCGCGGAUUGGAAUUUAAGAUGUAUUGGGAGAAACGACAUCAGGAGGAUCGAGAUUUGUGGAGAUUGAAGGUUCGGAGAGGGCCACUGAACAUCAGAGUCCACAAAAAUCUCAAAAAAUUCUGAAUCGAAACUUUCUAGCCCUCAAAAAUUGCAAAUCUCAACUUCUAAUAAGAGUUAUGACGUGGCAAACUUCUAGAAUCCUCAUUUUACAGAGCUUUGACUAAUGAUAGUUAGACUAACUUCUGAUUAACCUCAAUAACUACAUUGAAGGAUAGAUUUCAUGAAAAUUCGAUAUUUUUCGAACUUUGCCACGUCACAGCUCAUUUUUUCUAUCAAAAUUCAUCCUAGAUCUACACAGUCUGUUACGAUUCAGAAAAUCUGGUCUGAACAUCUGAAAUCACAAGCCUAAACCCCUCAUAAAUUCCAGGAUUUCGCGAACGCUGUGGAUAAAAUGAGCCGCGCCGGAUACAAAGGAAAACACGGAGAUUUCCACGUUCCACAAGACAGCUAUGAUGAACUCAAUUCGCUUUACAUGCAAGCAACUGUUGGAGACUACGGUACAAUUUUUUUUCCUUCUGCAAUUUGUUUUUUUUUCGAAUUCUAGAAUAUUUAAUCAAUUUUUUCAGAUGGCAACACUGCUCUGAAGUGCAGUGCGAAUUGGAAGAAACACAUUGGAAAAACGCAAGUGGAAGUGAUUCGCGAGUUUAUCAAAUUGACGAAUAUCACAUUGACCAAGUAUGGAUGGAACCCGCCUGAGAGAUGGGUUUAG
Molecule: messenger RNA, 916 nt
Organism: Caenorhabditis angaria
Lineage: Eukaryota; Metazoa; Nematoda; Chromadorea; Rhabditida; Rhabditidae
Source: the annotation of a GenBank genome assembly